AUGCGAGGCGAUCCCUGCUACAUCCGCGCGCAAAAGGUGAAAUGGCACCGAACAACCACCCAAGUCGGAUCAGACUUCUACUGGACCGCUGGGGACGAAGGCAUUGGCACCCUCACUGUCGAGCCCCAAGGCAGCGACCCCACUCCUUGGGUCUAUGCAAAGCCCGAUAAGAAUGUCGCUCUCAAGCUUGAUGUCGAGAUCCACCAAGAUGGCUUCAUCCUCCGUGAUAUUGAUUCAGGUAUGACGGUGAGCCGAUCAGGCGACUGGGUGAUCCUCAAGCACGUGGAGAAUCCCGAUGAUGCCAUGCUCCAGUGGUCGAGAAUCAGUCGACAAACCUACUGGGUCCGGUUCAAGAGUGGAGGCGACUGGCUUCGCACGAACGAAUGCGGAGAGCUCAAUGUGAAGGGUUCUGGCGAGUAUGCGAUUCUUAUGCACAAUAGCUUUUGGCAUCUACCUCAUUAA
Molecule: messenger RNA, 462 nt
Organism: Aspergillus pseudotamarii
Lineage: Eukaryota; Fungi; Ascomycota; Eurotiomycetes; Eurotiales; Aspergillaceae
Exons: 1
Coding region: 1-462 (153 amino acids)
Source: RefSeq, a predicted model, not a curated record